Messenger RNA from Fundulus heteroclitus (mummichog), 4329 nucleotides. RefSeq names its product F-box only protein 41. The transcript is spliced from 17 exons. The coding region runs from base 373 to 2820 and encodes 815 amino acids. The record is from RefSeq and is a predicted model, not a curated record. Gene Ontology annotation, molecular function: protein binding. NCBI's taxonomy places the organism in Eukaryota, Metazoa, Chordata, Actinopteri, Cyprinodontiformes, Fundulidae.
GUAAACUUUGACCUGACUGACAAUAAUAAUAACCAUAAACACACUAAAUCAAACGUGAUUUAUCAGCAGCGACACGUCACACGGCUCCUACGUCAGCAGCAGCACGCGGAGGCUGCUGCUCGCUCUGACGGCGCGCGCGGGGCGGUGGUGCAUCCGGUGCUGCUUCGAUCCGUGCCGCUGCUCGGAGAACCGCUGCCGGUACCGGACGGUCCGAGGAGCCCGAAUCGAUCCGAGCCGGGAACCAUGGCAGCGGGUUUGGUGGAGACGGUGACGGAGAGAGAGUGACGCAGCGACGGCGCGGCUCGCAGGACGCCAGCUGAUCGAUAAUCAGAGCUUCCAGGGUUCCUGCUGCUGCUCCUCCUCAGGAGAGUCAUGUCUUCCUCGGAGCUGCCCUACUUUUGUCCCCGCUGUGGCGACCAGCACCGCUUUGCAUCUGUACCUGAGCUCCGCGCACACCUGGUCAGCCGACACACCUACGAGACCCUGCUGCUGCUUUCACAGGCUCGGGUCAGAAGUUCUGGACCUCCUGCUCUCCUCCCACCUCCUGAAGCAGCUGUAUCCCAGAGUAAGACGUCUUCUCUGGGCGUGGACACCCACAGCUUCCCCCUGCCGUUGGCCUGCUUGGACCUUGCCUCGUCAUCUGCCUCCAUCCAGCUGCUCAGGGAAAUGUUCAGCCCACCAGACCGAGCUCUGCCAGCCCCUCCAUGCCGGGGAGAGGGCCCCUCCACUGCUCUGGCCCUACCUGCCCCUCGGGACCUGUUUCCUGGGAAGAGAAUCGGGGACGUGGGGGUCCUGGGGCUGGACUUCCGACUAUCGGUGGAUAUUGGGCUAGAGGAGCGACUGGGACUGGGGCUGGACCAUAAAAUCGCCCGGACCUUUGCAGAAGUGGAGGAGAGGGUGAACCGGCGCGUUGGGCGACUGAAGGCGGAGCUACAGAGGAGGGAAGUGGAGUUGGAGCGAAAGAGGCGAGACAGGGAACGGCUGAAGAGGGAGAAGAAGGAGGUGGAGGAGAGGGCGUCCUACCUGUCCAGAGAGGUGUCAGCUGCCAUGGAGAUGAUGGAGCGGCUCAAGAAAAAUCUGUCAGAGAAAGAGACGGAGCUGAAUGAGCGACAGCAGGAGAUGGCCGACAUCGAGCGUUUUCUGAGGCAGACAGCAGAGAAAGAAGCCGAGGCCAAAUCCAGGCUGCAGGUGUUCAUUGAGACGUUGUUAGAGCGAGCUGACCGAGCAGAGCGGCAGCUACUGCUGCUCAGCCACAACCACUUCACGCACAACGACAGGUUUGAAUACUCAGAGCCGUACACGCCCUCAGAGGUGUACUCACCUGUACCUGGACGGGCUGGACGUAGUCUGGACGGCAGCGCUGAUGACAUCAUCACCAACAAGAUGCAGGAAACUAUGGGCAACAGGAGGAGCUACAGUGUUUCAAGUUCCUACCGGCUGGGAGAGCAGAUGCACAGCCACCAUCAUUACAGCGGUCUAAAUGAACAAAUGCGGACCUUAUCCCUGGGCUCAGGGGGCUGGGAUUGUGAGGGAGGAUUGAUCCACUCCAACCCGUCUUACUACGCUCCACACUGGACUCCACACGAAAGAGAGAGGUUGAGACGGAGGGAGAGAGUCUGGGUCGGGGAGGAAGGAUGGGGAAGAACAUGGAGCAAAAGAAACAUUCGUCACCACAGCACUGAGGAGGAAGAGGAGGAGGAGGAUGACGAAGACCUGUGGAGCAGUGCUGAUAUGAGGCAGCUCAUGUUUGCCAGGAAAUACACACCUGGAACAGACACGCCCUCCUCCGUUUGCUCCACCCCAACCCGCCAUCAUGCCAUCAGGCAGCCCAGAGCAGACACCCUGAAGAUGAGGGCGGGGCUUUUCUGUGUAUUCCCAUAUCUGGACGUGCGCUCAUUGCUGCGUGCAGCCGAAGUGUGCCGUGAUUGGCGGUUUGUUGCCAGGCACCCAGCAGUUUGGACACACCUGCAACUGGAGAACGCUCGAGUGUCAGCUGAGUUCCUGCAGACUUUGUCUCAGUGGUGUACUCAAACACAGUCUAUGAACCUCAACAACCUGAAGCCCCGAAGCCGCAGGGCUCACGAGACGCGAGAGGAUUACCACAGAAACACACGAGGCAGCGUGGAGCCGGGUGUGGAGGCGCUGCUGCGGUCAGCAGGGGGCAGUCUGCUCCACCUCUCCAUCUCCCAGUGUCCCCACAUCCUCACUGACAGGACACUGUGGAUGGCCAGCUGCUACUGCAGGAACUUGCAAACGCUGUCAUACAGGAGUUCCUCUGAUCCGGUUGGUCAGGAGGUCCUCUGGGCCCUGGGUGCUGGCUGCAGGAACAUUAGCAGACUGCAAGUUGCACCAGCACACCCCAGCCAACAGCCGACUCGUUUUGGGAACCGCUGCUUGCAGACGAUUGGCAGAUGUUGGCCACGCCUCUGCUGUCUCAGUGUGGGCGGGGCUGGCUGUAGCACUCAGGGAUUAGUUGCUGUUGUGGGCACCUGCGCUCACCUGCAGGUGCUGGAGUUGGAGCGUAUUACCGACCUCAGCCUGCAGGUGGCAACAGAGCUCUGUAAAGCUGGACUGAAGAGUCUGCAAACGCUGAUCCUGACCCACACACCAGUCAGCGGUCAGGCCAUCCUGCACUUCCACAGCGUGUGCAGUAACAUCAGGUCCAUUGUGGUGGACAUCUCUGUGUCCGAUUACUUUGAAGAGCCGGAUACUCAGGAAGCUAUACACCUGUUUGGAGAAAUUCUCAGUACGCUGAAGGUUCUUCAGACCCGCCCUGGCCUUUGUGACGUCCUUCAAGUUAAAGCCAAAGGAUUCUCCUGACCUCAACAGAAGCACAUUUAUACCUCCAGGAAAACUCGAGGAUCUUAUCCAACUGCCCUUUCCUCCAAGUCUAUGCCUAAAGAUCCAGAAAAGGGCACAUUUAUCUCAUUGUCAAUCAUUUUUCAUCACAAACUUCCUUCUUAUAGUGUUUGAUAAAAGAAUGAAAUUAUAUUUUCUUCCCAUUUUAUGAUUUUUAACCACAAAAAAAAAACAUUUGUUUGCAAAACCUAGUUGCAAGUAAUUGGAUCAGUAAGGCUCAGUAGUGGUUCCGACAUUUAUUGGGAAACUGAAACAUCUGUUUAAGAACAAAUGUUUCCAUUCUUGGGUGAAAACAUCAAACCAACAUCAUUUGUGUUUACUUACAGAAAUGUAUGGAAAACUGCUGGAAGAUUAGGAAAACUUUGUUGAGCUAAGCUUUCCCAAAUACACAAAAUUGUAUUCAAAAUUUAUAUAAAACAAUAAAAUGUAAAAAAAAUAAAUAAUAAUAAUGAAGCCAGUAAUGCGCUGAGAUCAACACCAGUUCAGUAGUGUUGCUAAAACUUUAUAGGUGAUUAAAUUGCAUAAUUUUAAUAAAAUCUACCCAAAUUUGCACAAAUAUACUUUUUACUAAGAGUUGUAAAAACCCUAAAAACAAAGUGUCUCUCUUCUCCCAUUGCUUCCUGAUUUUUUUUUUUUUGUAAAAAGAACAUGAUGUAGAUACAGCCACAACAAAUCCCCAGUAAACCUUAGAAAUUACCAUUUCUGAGAAUGCACCACACUGCCUCUGAGUAUUAGUUCCUGAACACAGGGUUUUAUAAAUGUCCAUGUUUCUGUUUUAAAAAAGAUGAACAAACCAUUUGCAUUUAUGACAAAAAUAAGACUGCAAACUGCUUUCCAGAUGCUUAAAUCCUGCAGCUUUUUGUUCGAAUGAAGAGAUUGCAACCCUGAAGCUUCAACUUUCCACAUUCUUGAGAUGCAUGAUGGGUAAAAACCCACCGAGGAACGUAGUCGUAGUCAUAGUAGUUAUUGGACCAAUCAGUUAAAAUGUCCCCUUUUCUUCCACACUGAAGUCCUUGUAGCACAUCCAAACUUAAAUACCUUCCAACUAAACGGUACCUAAUAUUUAUGCACAUGUAAAUGUUUUGUUUUUACUCUAUUUUUAUAUAAUUAAUCUGAAAGCACAACUUCUCCUUUAACAAUCCUUAUAUUUAUACUUUUACCUUAAAGUCGCUAAAAUCUGUGGUAUACCUAAAAGCCAUAAUCCCAGUUAGAGCAAAAGAAAAACGUUUUGUUUUUUUUACCCUAAAAUUUAAAUGAAACCUUUAAAGUUACCGGAUUAGAUAAGCACAUAAAACAUGCAAGCACAAAGACCUUUUGCACAAGAAAGUGAGGUUUGAUGAAUUAUGCACUAAGGUGAAUGACGCAUGAAUCAGUCAGAGCUACGGGUGAGUUGAUGGAAAAUACGUCUUUAAACGUCUUUAAAAUGACUUUAUGUGAAACUUUACCAUCAAUAAAUUUCUUUCUCAUCAC